This is a messenger RNA of Spea bombifrons (plains spadefoot toad), 2658 nucleotides long. RefSeq names its product toll like receptor 2 (gene TLR2). NCBI's taxonomy places the organism in Eukaryota, Metazoa, Chordata, Amphibia, Anura, Pelobatidae. The record is from RefSeq and is a predicted model, not a curated record. Gene Ontology annotation, cellular component: membrane. The transcript is spliced from 2 exons. Bases 82 to 2481 code for a protein of 799 amino acids. Gene Ontology annotation, biological process: toll-like receptor signaling pathway; immune response; inflammatory response. Gene Ontology annotation, molecular function: triacyl lipopeptide binding; transmembrane signaling receptor activity; protein binding.
UGGACAGAGUGACAGUCCCUGUACAAGGAGCUCACACCUACGCACCAAAAUACACCAAAUUCACACCAAAUAACCCAUCUGAUGACAUCUGCGUUGAGCACAGGAACUCCUUGCAGGCAUCAGAACACCAUGAUGUAUUAUAUCUGUAAAAUUGCCAUCAUCUAUUCACUGGUGAUCAUUUCAGAAGCAAUGGCGACCUGCAUCUGUGACAGUAAGAGUUUCUGUGAUUGCUCCUCAAGGAACCUAACAUCUGUGCCAUCAGGAUUGCCAAGAGAAAUAAAGGGUCUAGAUUUAUCAAACAACAAAAUCCAGAUCUUGAGUGAGACUGAUCUAGAACCCUAUGAAUAUCUGGAAAUACUUUGUCUGGAACAUAAUGAAAUCCACACUAUAAGCGAUUACGCUUUUCACUCACUAGGAAACCUAAAAGAUUUGGAUUUAUCAUAUAAUAAGUUGACAAACUUGUCAUCUGCCUGGUAUAGCAACCUUCACAUGUUAACACAUUUAAAUAUCAUGGGCAACCUCUACUCAACUCUCGGUUACUCUCCUCUGUUCACCAGUCUUACCUCUCUGACAUCUUUAAAAGUUGGAAACCCGGAUUUAAUUUCUAUUGAAAAGAAAAAUUUUCAUGGCCUAGAGAGCUUGAAGGAAUUUCACUUAAAUAUUCCCAACCUGAAAGUGUAUGAAAAUAGAAGCAUGGAAGGAGUAAAGGAUAUUGGGCACAUUAUUUUGAAUGUCAACAAAACAUUUUUAUAUGUUUUAAUGAGUGAUCUUGUAUUUUCAGUGACGGUUUUAGAAAUAAAAAACAUGUCGCUUCUCGUUCCCGAUGAUGUAAGUGCCUUUGGCCUUUUCAAUAAAACUCGGGUUAGAAGAUUAAUAUUUAAAAACUGUGUUAUUACUGAUAAAAGCAGUGCAAGGUUAUUUGAACUCAUUCAGCAUUAUCAAGAUAUUACCGAUUUCGUUCUAGAGGACAGUGAGUUACUUGGAACAGGUCAUGGUGAUCCACUUCUUCACAAUGAUAAUAGCUCCAUCACAACAGUCAUUAUUCAAAAUUUGAAUAUACCAAAUUUUUAUCUGUUUUCCGACCUGCGCUUUUUCUACAAAGUUGUAAAACAUCUUAAAAGUAUUACAUGCACCGGAACAAAAGUUUUCCUGAUUCCUUGUAAUUUUUCCCGAUCCUUUUUGUCAAUGGAAUACUUGGAUGUUAGUGGUAAUUUGCUGACAGAUAUCUUCUUAGCAAGUUCGUCCUGUUUUCUUGAAAGAGGUGGUGCUUGGCCCAUGUUGAGAACCUUAAAUGUGAGUAAAAAUCUACUCUCACAUCUACCUUUUGUUGCACAAAUGCUCUCUGGCCAGCAGUACCUAACUAACCUUGAUCUAAGUCAAAAUAAGUUUGGGGAUUCGACACAGUCCGCGUGUAAAUGGUCUGCUGGACUCAUGUCUUUGAACUUAUCAAACUGCCAGAUAAAACAUAUCAGUGACUGCCUUCCCGCCACUUUGGAAAUGUUGGAUCUAAGUUAUAAUUAUCUCACGACAUUUGUGACUGAAUUACCAUUUUUAAAAGAACUUCAUCUAACUAACAACAGGUUAGCCAAAUUACCGGUUAACGCACGCUUGCCAAGAUUAAUGAUGUUAUUCAUCAGGACAAACAAAUUGAGCCAUUUCUACGAGUCAGAUUUAAAUAAUUUCCCUCAAUUGACAACGUUAGACGCUAGGGACAACAAUUACGACUGUUCCUGUGAAUUCUUAGAUUACGUCCAGUUCCAUUCGGCCUUGCUUUUGGGAUGGCCGGCCAAUUACAUUUGCGACUCACCUACUUCAGUCAGAAACAAAAGAAUACAAGAUGCAAAGCUUCCCAUUCUGAAGUGUCAUAAAGUAUUGUUUGUGACAUUGUCUUGUAUUAUCCUGAUUCUUCUCAUAGCUGUUGUGGUGGCACUUUGUUAUUUCUUUCACUUAAUAUGGUAUGUGAAGAUGACUUGGGCCUGGUUGCAGGCUAAGAGGAAGCCUUUGAAGACAACCGAGAGAGAAAUUUGCUACAAUGCUUUUAUUUCCUACAGUGAAAUGGAUUCUGAAUGGGUUGAGAACAUGAUGGUAGAAGAGUUAGAAAAUACCACCCCACCCCUGAGACUGUGCCUCCACAAGCGUGACUUUACACCCGGCAAGUGGAUCAUUGAUAAUAUUAUUGAUGCAAUGGAGAAAAGUUACAAAACCUUAUUCAUCUUGUCAGAACACUUUGUCCAGAGUGAAUGGUGCAAGUAUGAGCUGGAGUUUUCUCAUUUUCGACUUUUUGAUGAAAACAGUGACACGGCGAUUUUAAUUAUUUUGGAACCCAUGGAAAAAGAAAGUAUCCCAAAAAGGUUCUAUAAGUUAAGGAAACUCAUGAACACAAAGACCUAUAUGGAGUGGCCUACAGAUGAAGAACAACAACGAUAUUUCUGGCAAAACCUGAAAACGGCUUUGCAAAUAGAGACAUAUGAGGAUGCAUGAAUAAGGGAAAUAUGGCACUUUAUGGCAUGGUGUCACCUGACACAUUAUUCUACAUUGUGUAUAGAUAUGGGAGAAGCUCUGUGUGUGUAUAUAUUAUACUGGCUAUAUAUGUUAGGGUUGUGAAGUGGCCAGUAUUUGACCGGUUUGAUUUUGUUUUUAAAGCUCUAGCUGGUUGGA